Coffea eugenioides is the source of this 2862-nucleotide messenger RNA. RefSeq lists its product as uncharacterized. The record is from RefSeq and is a predicted model, not a curated record. NCBI's taxonomy places the organism in Eukaryota, Viridiplantae, Streptophyta, Magnoliopsida, Gentianales, Rubiaceae. Gene Ontology annotation, molecular function: nucleic acid binding; RNA-DNA hybrid ribonuclease activity. The coding region runs from base 1 to 2862 and encodes 953 amino acids. The transcript is spliced from 4 exons.
AUGGAUAUGCAUGAAAAAGCAAGAUGUACCCACAUAGAAACCGAAGCUUCGGAUCAUCUCAUGUUGCUGAUAGACACGAAUCCUGACAACACAAAGAGAAGAAGGAGAUUUUACUUUGACCAAAGAUGGACAAAGGAUCCAGAAACAAAGAAGGUGAUCAAAGGGGCCUGGAGUAAAGCUAUCUCUGGUUCCAGAAUGUUCAAGGUCACCAGGAAAAUAAAAGAGUGUAGAAUUGCUAUCUUGGAAUGGAGGAAAACGGUGCAAGGAAACUCCAAGGUAAGAGUAAAUGAGGUAAAAGAAAAGCUGCAAUUAGAGAAAGAAGGGAAUGCGGUGGGGAAGAGUGGUCGAAUUGCAGAGCUCAAAUCCCAGCUGAGCAAGGCAUACAAGGAGGAAGAACUGUAUUGGAGUCAAAAGGCACGGAGUAAAUGGCUAAAAGAAGGUGAUAGAAAUACAGCUUACUUCCAUGCAUCUGUGAUGGCAAAAAGGAGAAGGAACACAAUCAGUACUUUACAGAGAAAUGAUGGAACCUGGUGCAAGGAUGAAAAGGAGAUGGAGGAGGAACUUAGUGAGUAUUUUAACGAUCUUUUCUCUUCUACGAAUCCGGAAAACUUUGAGGAUAUACUGGCAGAGAUACCAAGCACUAUUUCUAGUCAGAUGAAUGAACAGCUGAUUAGACCAGUGGAUGAGAAAGAGAUCAGACAAGCUUUGUUUUCUAUGCAUCCUAAUAAAGCACCAGGGACGGAUGUUUCUUACUCUUUCAACCUAAAUGGACAAAAAGUAGGACAUAUACAACCAAAUAGGGGGAUUAGGCAAGGGGAUCCUUUAUCACCUUACUUGUUCAUUAUCUGUGCAGAAGGGCUGUCUUGUCUGCUCCACAAAGCUGUAAUUGAGAGGGAGCUAACAGGAAUCAAAAUCUGUAGGGACAGUCCUUCCAUUUCACAUUUAUUUUUUGCAGAUGACUCAUUGCUGUGUUGUAAGGCGAGCAAACUGGAGGCAAGGAAGGUGAAAAGUAUACUGGAAAGAUAUGGAAAAGCCUCAGGUCAGGUGGUGAAUUUUGACAAAUCAGCUAUUUUUUAUAGUAAGAACACCACUGAAAAAAUUAAGGAAGAGGUCUGUGAGAGCCUUGACAAUAUGAGAGAGGCAAGGAAUGAUACUUACCUGGGGCUACCAAUGGCCAUUGGCAGAUCGAAAUCACAGGUGUUUGGUUUUGUGAAGAGUAAGAUCAAUAACAAAUUGCAAGGGUGGAAACAAAAGUUGUUGAGUCAAGGAGGAAAAGAAGUUCUCAUCAAAGCUGUCAUUAUGGCUAUGCCAACGUACGUUAUGGCAUGCUUUAGACUCCCCAAAGGCUUGUGCAGAGAAAUUUCAGCAACAAUAGCAAGGUUUUGGUGGGGAAAGGGAGACAAAGGGACAUGUGUACACUGGGCAAGUUGGAAGAGGCUAUCAGAAGUCAAGGGAAAAGGGGGAAUAGGUUUUAGAGACUUGGAGGCUUUCAACACUGCCUUGCUGGCUAAACAAAUUUGGAGAUUCCUAACAUCUCCAAAUUUGCUAGUAAGCAAGGUAAUGAAGGCAAAAUACAUUAAGAACCCAAACUGGAUGGAGCAAAGUCCCUCAAACACAGCUUCAUGGAGUUGGAAGAGUAUUUAUAGUGCAAAAACAUUACUUCUGACUGGACUACGGAAAAGAAUUGGUGAUGGAAAAUCAGUGAGUAUAUGGAGAGAUAAGUGGAUUUCUGGUUCAGACCAAGGCCAAGUGAGCAGAUCAAAACCUGAGGACUGCCAGUUACAAUGGGUGAGUGAGCUGAUAGAAGACGAAAAAUGGAACACUGAUCUUCUCCAGAAGUGGUUUUGUGACAAGGAUGUUGAGCUGAUAAAAGACAUCCCCACGAGUAUUGGAAGGAGACACGACAAGUUGAUAUGGUGUUUUUCCAAGUCUGGAACAUACACAGCAAAGACGGGAUACGCAAUAGCUAGACAGGCAGAAGGAAAACAUUGCAGGAAGAAAGGACAAGAUGCAGAAUCGAGCUGGGAAAUAAGAAAGCAUACUAUGUGGAAGAAAUUGUGGCACCUGAAUGUAAAGGCAAAGCUGAAACAUUUUAUGUGGAAAUGCUUACAAAACUGCCUACCUACAAACGAGAUUAUGUACAAAAGGUUAGGGAAAGGAGAUGGAAGGUGCAGUUGCUGUGGAGAAGAGGUGGAAACAAUCGAACACUUGUUUUUUUUUUGUGAAAAUGCAGCAGAGGAAAGGGAAUCUAAGCAGGAGAGCAGAGCAACCCAGAGUAGGAGUGGACAACAAGCAAGAAAUGAGCAAUUAAGGGAUGAUGUGGUAUGUCUGUAUACGGAUGCAGCCAUCUCUGCAAAAACGAUCAGGACUGGACAAGGGAUCAUUGCAAGAAACUGGAAAGGAAUCAUAAUGAGAGCUAAAGGAAUUGUGCACCAGAGGAAAGGAACAGCGAGCAUUGAAGAGGCACUCGCAGUACGAAAUGCUCUACUGAUGGCCAAGCAAGCUGGGUGGAAGAAAAUCAUUGUACAUUCAGAUUGCAAAUCAGCGGUUGAGCAAAUUAACAGAUGCAGUGAAUAUGAGUACAGCAUUGCAACUAUUCUAGAGGAUGUACAGGAUCUUAGAAAAGGCUUUAACAGGUGCUCUUUUGUGUUUAUUUCUAGAGCAGCAAAUGAAAUCAGUCAUGCACUAGCUCAUUUUGCAGUUAAACUAGUGCAUAACAUUGAAUGGGAAAAUGACUUCCCAAUAUGGCUGAUUGAGUUAGGGAUGAAAGAAAUGAGGGCAAGCAAGGAGUGUGAAGUAGACGAUCUUGCACGGCAGCAUGUUUUGGGACAAUUCCUCCUAUUCCUAGCAUCAGAGAAGUAG